Nicotiana tabacum (common tobacco) is the source of this 375-nucleotide messenger RNA. The record is from RefSeq and is a predicted model, not a curated record. NCBI's taxonomy places the organism in Eukaryota, Viridiplantae, Streptophyta, Magnoliopsida, Solanales, Solanaceae.
AUGUGGUACUCACGAGGGGUAAGAGGCAAGAACGGGAUAAACAUCCUAGUUGAUAGGAAACUAAAAAAGCUAGUUGUAGAUGUUAGGAGGGUGAAUAACAGGGGCUAUGGCGGUGUGCAUGGCAGCUUCUGUUUUGGUGAUAGAAACGGAGGAGGAACUUCGAUAUUGGAGUUUGCUAAAGCUUUUGAUUUGGUGAUUGUUGACUCGUGUUUUCCAAAGAAGAAGAAGGAGUACUUGGUCACCCUUCAGAGCAAGGCGGUCAAGACCCAGAUUGAUUAUCUACUCCUCAUGAAGUGUGAUAAAGGUCUUUAUCUGAGUGAGAAUAUCAUGACCCAUCAUAGGCUAUUGGUUAUGGAUAGAGAUCACGAGAAAUAG